Orbicella faveolata is the source of this 4365-nucleotide messenger RNA. RefSeq names its product high-affinity choline transporter 1-like. The record is from RefSeq and is a predicted model, not a curated record. NCBI's taxonomy places the organism in Eukaryota, Metazoa, Cnidaria, Anthozoa, Scleractinia, Merulinidae. Gene Ontology annotation, biological process: choline transport; transmembrane transport; acetylcholine biosynthetic process. Gene Ontology annotation, molecular function: choline:sodium symporter activity. Gene Ontology annotation, cellular component: plasma membrane.
GGAAAACAUUUUAAAUAUGCAAAUUUCAGUUAACAAUAUUUUCGUGGAAAAAUGGCAGUAAAUCACACGUAAUCGCACUUUUCGGGGUGAAUAUUUCACAACUAGCUCAGUGUGUUUGUGUGAAGGGUCGGUUGAUUGAUAGGAGAUAUUGUUGCUGUUAUUGCUCGUCCUUAGCGGCUUUUCUUCUUGUACAGCUUCUCUGUUCAAGUACGAGUUGCUUUUCCCAACAUGCUUAGUAAGCGGAGUACAUUUGAAUCACUUUUUAUUGAGCUUGCUCAGGGAUAGCAUAAUAAUUAUUUUUUAUUAUUUAAUAUAUUAAUUUGUUUAUUGAUACUGAUUAAUUAAUAAUUAAUUUUUAUACUUUGGCAACUAACAUUUUUCACUGGCAACCAAAAAUAAACUUUCAGUGGCCAAAUGGCCACUAAGGAAAAAAGUUAACUUGGAGGGUUGACACAUAAUAUUUUGCCAUCAACUUACCGUUAAGCUUAUGCAAACUGGUAAAUAUAUUCAAAUAUUCACCAACAGUCAAGAAACAACUGCUAAGCAGGUUAUUAUUUUUGAGUAGGUAAUAUUUGUCUGAGUGAUCAUUCCAUUAGCCUCUAUACUGUUUGGUGAAUUGCAAGUGGACAUCUUGACAAAUGUAAAUGUCUUGUAACCAAAAGUUUUUAACUUCUAUCAGGUGAAAUUAUUUUUUUUUGCUCUUCAACUGAUUUUUAUUUUGGAAAAAAAUCAAAGCACUCAUGUUUACUCUAGUGAAACUAUAAUGCUAAUUAUCAUCUUCAAAUUUUAAUGAUACCAGACUAUGAUCAACAAUUUUGUCUGGAGUUGACAAAUUUGUAGUGUUUAUCAUGGGAAUACUUUCGUCCCAUGCACAAAUUUGAAUGAAUGAAUGAAUGAAUGAUGCAUGCAUGAAUGAAUGAAUGAAUGAAUGAAAACUUUAUUAAUGUGUCAGUAUAUUUAGCUAUAGAUUAGCUAAUUGAGGACACCUAACUAAAUUCGAUAGCUGAUGACUAAUUUACAAAAAUAAAUAAUUUAAUUAUUUAUAUAUUGAAGUAAUUUAAUUUAAAUAUUAAAGUUGAUAAAUACUUAUUUACAGCAUAAUAAUUAAUACUAUAAAAUGAUACUGUUCACGAUUUACAUAGUUUGUAGCAACUGCUAUUGUGGUAAAUGAGGUCUGAAAGGUCAAUUUUUCUUAUUCUCGUCUUAAAUGUCGUGAGCGUUGGUGACGUUCCAAAUGACAGUUGACUUAAACUCUCUCAAGAUCAAAAAUCCACAAGUUCUGUUCCUAUUCAGCUCCUGGCGAUCCUUUUCCCCUGACUGUUUCAAUGCCCUACCUAAGUUUCCCAAUUCGCCACAAUGUCGUCCUUAUCUAGAUGAUGACACAUAUUUGAGAUUGUACGUACGCGUUGUUCUUGGGUAGACCCCUUGGUAGACUUGGUACAGGAUGACUUUGGAGAUCAUGUCCUCCACUGGGUUCUCCAACUUCGGCAAUUUCCUCGAAAGCGUGCCGCACUUUUGGCGCACUUUCUUUCCCAGAUAUCUCACUUUGCCUGUUGGCAUGCUGUUCACGGUAUAUAGCAAGGGCUGUGUCUUCAUAGCGCUGUCGGAUAUAUUCUUGAACUUCCGAAGAAGUUUUCUUUUUGCUUCUCAAUUUUCUGACCAUUUAUCCACUAUGGACAACAUAGAAUUAUAAAAUUACUUGACACGGUUGCAUAGUGAUGCGCGUUGAGCUUCUUGAAGGCACUGAAUAUCCUUUCACGUAAUCACGAGAGCUCUGGUCUUUGCAAGAUAGGGUAACUUCUCUCGUAUUUACAGUCGCCAUGACAGUUCCUUAUACCGUAAUCAUUACCAGACUCUUCUCGCCUGAUGCGUAGGUUGGACACAGGAAACCCACCUAUGCACUAAGUUAUAAAACUGCCUGAAAAGCGCAACUAUUGAACGAGAGUUGAUGCGGUCCUAGGCCCCCAGAUAAUAAGGGGAGGAGAGUCUCUACAAAUUAAAUCGUCGACAAACAUACGAGAACAGAAGCGUUCUUUACAGAAGCAAGAUCAAGGAGGCAAUUUACUGUCUACUAAAAGAUUCUUCUAAAUUUGUUGUACACUGACAGCAUUCAUCAGAUAUGGCGGACAUCAACAUUGUUGGUGUGGUGGCGAUCAUUGUGUUUUAUUUGUUAAUCCUCGUUGUUGGCCUGUGGGCCGCAAGGCGAAGAAAGGAAGGCGAAGAAGAAGCAAUGUUAGCGGGCAGAAGUAUUGGAAUAUUUGUUGGCACUUUCACAAUGACAGCAACCUGGGUUGGAGGAGGAUACAUCAAUGGUACAGCAGAAGUGGUGUAUGACUCGGGUCAAGGUCUCGUCUGGGCCCAGGCACCUUGGGGAUAUGCGCUCAGCCUGGUUAUAGGCGGGUUGGUUUUUGCCAAGAUUAUGCGCAAAAAAGAGUACUUCACGAUGCUGGACCCUUUUCAAGAGAAGUACGGUCUGCGCAUGGGUGGACUGCUAUACAUUCCGGCCUUACUGGGAGAGAUAUUUUGGUCGGCAGCCAUCUUAGCUGCCCUCGGAGCCACAGUCAGCGUCGUCAUCAACUUGGAUCGCUUUGCCUCCAUCAUUGUUUCGGCGUGUAUCGCUGUUUUUUACACGCUGAUUGGAGGGCUCUACUCUGUGGCUUACACCGAUGUUAUCCAGCUCACAUGCAUCUUCGUUGGAUUGUGGCUCAGUAUUCCAUUCGCCAUGACGAAUUCAGCGGUCAGCAGCAUCUCGACCCAGUCCACACGGUGGGUGGGCGAGUGGUCUUCUACGUACACUGGAGUGUGGAUCGACUAUGGUCUGCUGUUGAUAUUUGGUGGUAUUCCAUGGCAAGUUUACUUUCAGCGUGUGUUAUCAUGUAAAACGGCAGCUAAAGCGAAGGGCCUUUCUUUAGCAGCCUCGCUUGGGUGUGUGGUGAUGGCUAUCCCAGCGGUCCUCAUUGGGGCCAUUGGUGCCUCCGCAGAUUGGACCAAGACUGAUUUCUUUAAGCCAACCGGUAACGCUACUAACCAGACUGCGGAGUUUGACAAGUCGCUGGUGCUUCCCAUGGUGCUUCAGUACCUCACACCAACCGCGGUGUCGUUUGUGGGACUGGGCGCGGUGUCUGCCGCUGUCAUGUCUUCUGCGGACUCAAGCAUCCUCUCCGCUAGCUCCAUGUUCUCUCGAAACAUUUACAAACUUAUCUUUCGACAAGGGGCCUCGGAGAAGGAAGUCGUCUGGGUGAUGCGUAUAGCCAUAUUUGGAGUUGGCGCGGCAGCUACAGCUAUGGCUCUGGCCGUGGACUCUAUCUACAGCUUGUGGGCGUUAUGCAGUGACCUGGUGUACGUCAUACUGUUCCCACAGCUGUGUUGUGUCAUCUAUCUUAACGGCACCAACACUUACGGAUCUUUCAUGGGCUACGUCCUAGGGCUUGUGCUGCGCGUAUUGGGAGGAGAGGAUAAAAUCGGUAUUCCACCGGUCAUCAAAUACCCGUAUUACGAUGACGAGAAUGGUCAGCUGUUUCCUUUUCGUACCCUGUCUAUGAUAGUUUCUUUUGUCACUAUCAUUGUGGUAUCGUACUCACUGAAGUUUUUGUUUGAGAGGGAAAUUCUACCAUUAUCCCUAGAUUUCUUGCACUGCUUUAGAAAGUACGAUUUGGAGAAAACAGGUGCUGGGGCAUAUGAGAAAUAUCCCAUGGAAGAACGAGACGGAAGCUCGGCGCUUUGAACUUAGAUUGUAACUCAAGUUUUGGAUCAUACGUUAGUAUGUUGUAUACAUUUUAUUCCCUUGACAUGUAAACACACACGAGGAAAUAAUGAUGGCAUCCCAACAUAAAACUAAAUUGAAAAAAUGUCGCUACUCCACUGUAGCACUGGAAUUGUAUUAUGAUUAAUAACUUUUAACGAUAAUCGCUGCAUGCAUAGUAAAGGUGGCUUGAAUGUCCUUCGUCUUUGACAUCGAAAUGCUAAUAUACAUUAUUUUUGUAUACACUGGUUGUGUACUGUUAUGCCUGACUGAUUAUAUGCAAUUCGAAGAGAGCUGGCAUUUUAUGGGGAAAAAAUCACGUUAUUUUUAGAUUUUUUAAUUUGAGCUUGCUUAUGUGCGCAUUCGUUACUCGGUAUAUACAGUGUCAUCUGAUGUUAUUUCAUCGACUUCGUCUCCUCUGCAGAUAAUUCUCUUUGUUUGUGGGUCACAAAAAAGGGUUAAAUCCGUCUGCGUUUACGAGCCAGCACCACGCUUUUGUAGAAGGCUUUUCAUCAUGGACAGAAACCGAUAUUCCGCGGGCAAAGACCAUCUUUUAAAAAAAAACCAACCUGAUACAAAGACGAAUAGCGCAAAAAAAAAAAAUUCAUUCCCAACUGCCGUUG